GUCACGUGUAAUAUGUCAUUCAUUAGUCUGUCUUCGAAUUUCGGAUUAGCAGUAAGUUGGCGCGAUUGCACAAGUUUUAAAAAACUUGAACGCUAUUAAACCCUUUCUUCAUUACAACUAAUAAAAAUACUUAAGGUUAAAAUGUUGUGGCCGGCCGCAGCGGGUGAGUUCAUCGCUAAAAACGCUCAGCACGUCAAGAUACAUGAAGAGGGACUCGAUAAGCUGUGUAAAGAGAUGCUGAAAGGUCUAGACAUCCCCGAUACCGGCGCGGACAUGAUUCACCCCUCCAAGGACCACCCUCGCGCCGUAGACUGGGUGUUUGUCUGUGACGCUCUUAACUUUUGCUUCUGGUCGUACUCUGGUGCGGAGAAGUGGACGGUGGAUGGGCAUUCAGGGUAUUAUGCUUUGGAGGCAGCAUUGCAUAGAGCUAUUAAGGAAGGCCACGAUAUAACAAACCCAGAAUACUACUCCAUAAUCACCGCAGACCAACUCCACCGCAUAAUGAGAGGCGACAACUCCGUCCAAAUCCCACUCUUCAACGAACGACUGUCCGUCCUUCACGAAGUCGGUACUAUCCUACUUCAAAAAUAUGAAGGAACUUUUCUAACUUGCGUAAAAGCUGCUAAUAAAUCUGCUGUGAAAUUACUAGAGAUUAUAGUCGAGAAUUUUCCAUGUUUUAAAGAUGAAGUUACGUAUAAAGGUCAAAGGAUUGGUAUAUAUAAGAGAGCGCAGAUUUUAGUGGCUGAUCUUUGGAAUUUCUUCGAGAAGGAAGGCUGGGGGGAGUUUGAGGAUAUCGAUAAGAUGACCAUGUUUGCUGAUUAUAGAGUGCCGCAGGUUUUGGUGUAUUUUGGGGCGUUGAGUUAUAGUGAGGAGUUGAUGGAGAAAUUGAAGAGAGAUGAACUCCUCCCAAGCGGCUCAGAACAAGAAGUAGAAAUCCGCGGCUGCUCCAUACACGCCGUGGAACUUCUAAAGAAGAUGCUAUCUUCUAGCACGAAGCUAGAAGGUUCUAGCACGCUGGACUUGAACUCUAGCUAUAUAGACUAUUAUCUGUGGUGCUACCGGCGCAAAUACGCUGAAGAGAUGGAAAAAGUGCCCUUCCAUAAGACGCUGGGGAUAUAUUAUUGAGGUAUAUAUUUGGACCCCGAGUUUUGGGUACGGGAAAGUUUUGAUGAUGUAUUUUUAAAUAUUUAUUGGAAAAUUUACCAAACUACGAGUUAAAAAUUUGUAUUAAUAGAGUUGUGCAUGCUCGUACACUGAAAAUAAAAAAAUAAAAAAAAAACUUAAAAAAAGACCCAAAAAGAGACUUAGAAAUAGCGAUGUAACUUAAUUAAACAAUUUUAUUAGAUACUUAAUGUAAUACAAAUCAGUUUUUUGCAACCGAAUCUUAAACCAGAUUAGUCCGCAAGAAAAACUUACUAAAGCGCCUGUAUUUUUUUUUGUAUUCUACGUCGGUGGCAAACAAGCAUACGGCCUGCCUGAUGGUAAGCAGUCUCCGUAGCCUAUGUACACCUGCAACUCCAGAGGAGUUACAUGCGAUGUGAUUGAGCGAUAGAUGAAAAUAAAACUUAAUUUUUCACCACACCGACUGAUAAAGGCAUGUCUUGAUUGUUCAAAAACUAAUGAGAAAGUUGCAUUUUAUCCACAUGUGAGGCAAAGUAAUCAGAUGCAAAUUUUGAAUUUUUCCUUUUAUUAUCUGGUGGAAUUGACUUUUAAAUGGUAUUUUUUAUUUGAAUUGGUUUUGGUUUGAUUUUUUUUGGGAUUGCUAGGGAGGAUUUUCCUCGCGUUGGUGUUUUUGCGUGGUUUGUGGUGGUGGUGUGGUUUAUGCGCGCGGAGGCAAUAGUACAUUACGAUACAAGUGCGAAAAAUAGGAAAUUCGAAACGAGUGGCGAUAAAUUAAAACACGACCGAAGGGAGUGUUUUAAAUCGACACGAGUUGCGAAUUACCUAUUCGCACAUGUAUCGUACAACGUUUUACAGUACAUAUGGCCCUUUAAAUGUUCGACACAGUAACGUAAUAUGCUAAUUUUCACACUAGUGCGGUAAAGUAGCACCAUAUGUACUGUAAAGUUUGUUUAACCCUCGUGCCUUGAAACCCUCGCAACGCUUUGGCCUAGUGGGUCCCGGACCCUGCCUACGAAGCUGAUGGUCCCGGGUUCAAAUCCUGGUAAGGGCAUUUAUCCGUGUGAUAAGCAUGGAUAUUUGUUCCUGAGUCAUGGGUGUUUUCCAUGUAUUUAAGUAUUUAUAUAUUAUAUAUAUCGUUGUCUAAGUACCCUCAACACAAGCCUUAUUGAGCUUACUGUGGGACUUAGUCAAUUUGUGUAAUAAUGUCCUAUUUUUUUUUAUCUACUAUAUUGUUUUAUUUUAUGACAGUAAAUAAAACCAUAACACAAUU
This is a messenger RNA of Cydia pomonella (codling moth), 2392 nucleotides long. Its product is annotated as queuosine 5'-phosphate N-glycosylase/hydrolase. Lineage: Eukaryota; Metazoa; Arthropoda; Insecta; Lepidoptera; Tortricidae. The transcript is spliced from 5 exons. The coding region runs from base 142 to 1125 and encodes 327 amino acids. The record is from RefSeq and is a predicted model, not a curated record.